Diachasmimorpha longicaudata is the source of this 2263-nucleotide messenger RNA. RefSeq names its product sialin. The record is from RefSeq and is a predicted model, not a curated record. The transcript has 8 exons. Gene Ontology annotation, biological process: monoatomic anion transport; transmembrane transport. Gene Ontology annotation, cellular component: membrane. The coding region runs from base 356 to 1912 and encodes 518 amino acids. Gene Ontology annotation, molecular function: transmembrane transporter activity. NCBI's taxonomy places the organism in Eukaryota, Metazoa, Arthropoda, Insecta, Hymenoptera, Braconidae.
CGCUCUUCAGGACGCGGGCUCAGUCAGUAUCACGACGCCGGCCAGUGUGUUGUGCUGUUUGCCUCGAGUAUACAAUUUUUUUUCUCACGUUUUAUUACGUAAAAAGAGAACAAAUAUUGGCAUUAACUUACUUGACUUGUGCCAGAGGAGCGAGAAGAAAUUAAUCACCGGAUUACUUUGACGUUUUGAUUUUUAGAAUAUUUAUUUUCGAGGGCAGGAGGAAAUACCAACGACCGGCCGGUGUUCAUUUGAUUCUAAACUAUUAGGAAGUCUCUUCUUUUCAACUUUAUUUUUUAAUUACCGACGUGGUAACCCGUUUUUUAUUUGUUUGUUUAUUUAAUUUAUUGUGCUUAAUAUGGCGUCGUCUCAAAAAAUUUUUGAUCGUUUAACAUGCCGUCAAGUAUUGAACAUAAUGGUGAUACUAGGAUUUAUGCUCAAUUACAUGCUCAGAGUGAAUCUCACCAUAGCUAUUGUUGCAAUGGUCUUUCCAAAUAACUCGACACAUUCCAAUUUAACGCAUGGUAAUCACGAAUGCUCCGGAGGUACAGCAGCCGUGAAUUUAAACAAUUCAACGAUAAUUCAUGAUUAUGGAGGAGGACCAAAUCAGUCAGAAGCAUCUCACAACAGUCAUGAAGAGGAUGAAGAGAGGGCACAAACGAGAUACGACUGGGACGAAUACGAAGUGAACUUCAUUCUGGGUGCUUUUUUCUGGGGAUACAUAUGCACAGAGUUACCAGGUGGUAGAUUAGCCGAAGUAAUAGGGGCUAAACGAGUAUUCGGAUACAGUAUGUUGAUUUCAAGUAUUGUAACAGUAUUCACCCCAGUAGCAGCAACACUGGGGCCGGGAAUGGUAGCAGCUCUUCGAGUAGUCUUAGGAUUUAUGCUGGGUGCAAGCUGGCCUGCUAUCCAACCAAUGACAUCUCACUGGAUCCCACCCAUGGAGCGCAGCAAGUUCGUCUCGAAUAUGAUGGCGUCGUCUUUGGGAGCUGCCAUAACGAUGCCCAUCUGCGGCUACCUCAUCGCCUCCAUCGGUUGGGAAUCAGUUUUCUAUGUAACGGGAGGAAUUGGAUUGGUCUGGAGUAUAGCCUGGUUUAUGCUGGUAUUUGAUUCGCCGGCGGAACAUCCGAGAAUCAGUGAUGAAGAGAAAAAGUUUAUUGAGGAGUCCAUUGGCUCCACGUCAUCCAAGAAAGUGUUCCCUGUCCCUUGGAAAUCAAUUUUCACAUCUCUCCCGGUUUGGGCAAUCGUGAUAACUCACGGAUGCAGUGUAUUCGGUUACUUCACUGUUGUCAAUCAACUCCCAACGUACAUGAAAUAUAUUCUCGAUUUCAACAUAAAAGAGAAUGGUCUGUUGUCAUCUCUCCCCUACAUCGGCAAAUACGUUUUUGCAUUGGCAACAUCGACACUGGCCGACUAUCUUCGGAGAACCGAAAGGCUCUCGGUGACCGCAAUCCGGAAGAUAUUCACGACAUUUGCUGUCAUCACCCCCGGACUAUUUAUGAUCCUCCAAGCAAAUUACGGCUGCGAUCGAACCUUCUCCGUCGCUAUAUUUACUAUAGCAUUGACCAUCAAUGGAGCUGUCACUGCUGGAUAUCUGGGAAAUGGUCUUGACAUUGCGCCAAAUUUCUCUGGAACAAUAUUCGGUCUUGCCAAUACUCUGAGCUCGUUGGGUGGAUAUCUUAGCAGUCUGAUGGUGGGCAUAUUUACGUAUAAAAAUCAAACAUAUCAUCAGUGGACAUAUGUCUUCUGGAUCCUAGCAGUUACUUAUAUCACUGGAGCCCUGUGUUUCGCCUUCUUCGGAACUGGAGAGUUGCAAAAGUGGAAUAGUCCGGAGGCAGACGAUCCCAAAAAGACUGAUGAAGAGAAUGAAGACACGGAUGAAGCUGUUCCCCUGAAGAAAAUCACAGCUGCGUGAUGUUUCUUUUUUAUGUUUCUCGAUGUUUUCACUGUAUCUUUUGCAUUAUAAUUUAAUGUGAAUAUUAAGUGUUUUACAGCAAACAUUCCCAAUAAAAUUAUAGGGAUGAAAUAAAUGGUUGUGUUGCGUUGAAUGUGAAAAAUUGAAAAAUUUCAUUUGUCAACCUCCACAGGGAGGUGUGGAGACAAAUUACCUGAUCAAUACUUCUCACUCUAGGACAGCAAAAUACGACCCUUCGCCCUGGAGGAAUAAUAUACUAUUUUAGGGACGCAUUUCUGACCCAAGACCUACUAUAAAAAAUCUUUGUAGAAGAGAAAUAAUAAAGAGGUUAUAUUUAAAUAUUCUAGACAA